CCCGCGCGCCGGAAGUGGCGGGCCGCGCCGGAAGCGGGGCGCGCCGCGGGCCGAGAGGAUGCCGCUGCCGGUGCAGGUGUUCAGCUUGCAGGGCGCCGUGGAGCCCAUGCAGAUUGACGUGGACCCCCAGGAGGACCCCCAGAAUGCCCCCGACGUCAACUACGUGGUGGAGAACCCCACCCUGGACCUGGAGCAGUACGCGGCCAGCUACAGCGGCCUCAUGCGCAUCGAGCGGCUGCAGUUCAUCGCCGACCACUGCCCCGCCCUGCGCGUCGAGGCCCUGAAGAUGGCCCUGGCCUUCGUGCAGCGCACCUUCAACGUGGACAUGUACGAGGACAUCCACCGGAAGCUCUCGGAGGCCACCAGGGAGCUGCAGAGCGCGCCCGACGCGGUGCCCGAGUGCGGCGUGGAGCCGCCGCCCCUGGACACGGCCUGGGUGGAGGCCACGCGUAAGAAGGCGCUGCUGAAGCUCGAGAAGCUGGACACGGACCUCAAGAACUACAAGGGCAACUCCAUCAAGGAGAGCAUCCGCCGCGGCCACGACGACCUGGGCGACCACUACCUGGACUGCGGCGACCUGAGCAACGCGCUCAAGUGCUACUCGCGGGCGCGCGACUACUGCACCAGCGCCAAGCACGUGAUCAACAUGUGCCUGAACGUCAUCAAGGUCAGCGUCUACCUGCAGAACUGGUCGCACGUGCUGAGCUACGUCAGCAAGGCCGAGUCGACCCCUGAGAUCGCCGAGCAGCGCGGGGAGCGGGACAGCCAGACUCAGGCCAUCCUCACCAAGCUCAAGUGUGCUGCAGGCCUGGCUGAACUCGCCGCGCGCAAGUACAAGCAGGCGGCCAAGUGCUUCCUGCUCGCCUCCUUCGACCACUGCGACUUUCCGGAGCUGCUGUCCCCCAGCAAUGUGGCCAUCUACGGUGGCCUGUGCGCCUUGGCCACCUUCGACCGGCAGGAGCUGCAGCGUAAUGUCAUCUCCAGCAGCUCCUUCAAGCUGUUCCUGGAGCUGGAGCCGCAGGUCCGAGACAUCACCUUCAAGUUCUACGAGUCCAAGUACGCCUCGUGCCUCAAGAUGCUCGAUGAGAUGAAGGACAACCUGCUCUUGGACGUGUACCUGGCCCCGCACGUCAGGACCCUGUACACACAGAUCCGCAACCGCGCCCUCAUCCAGUAUUUCAGCCCCUACGUGUCCGCUGACAUGCGCAAAAUGGCCACGGCCUUCAACACCACAGUGGCUGCCCUGGAGGACGAACUGACACAGCUGAUCCUGGAGGGGCUGAUCAACGCCCGCAUCGACUCGCACAGCAAGAUCCUGUACGCCCGGGACGUGGACCAGCGCAGCACCACCUUUGAGAAGUCCCUGCUGAUGGGCAAGGAGUUCCAGCGCCGUGCCAAAGCCAUGAUCCUGCGGGCGGCUGUGCUGCGCAACCAGAUCCAUGUGAAGUCCCCACCCCGAGAAGGAAGCCAGGGGGAGCUGACCCCGGCCAACAGCCAGUCCCGGAUGAGCACCAACAUGUGAAGGUGCCCCGCUUUCUCCUGCUGCCCGUUCCA
Ochotona princeps (American pika) is the source of this 1554-nucleotide messenger RNA. It is a transcript of the gene GPS1, whose product is annotated as G protein pathway suppressor 1. NCBI's taxonomy places the organism in Eukaryota, Metazoa, Chordata, Mammalia, Lagomorpha, Ochotonidae. The transcript has 13 exons. The coding region runs from base 59 to 1522 and encodes 487 amino acids. The record is from RefSeq and is a predicted model, not a curated record. Gene Ontology annotation, cellular component: COP9 signalosome.